GAUCAAUCGCGUCAGUUACUUAUAUCGCUGUUCCCUGAGCUCGACGAACUGAAUGGCUCGUCAAUCACAAACAAGCAACGUAUAGCUGCUGAACGGUACGUUUUGCAUCGUCAUUGUUCUCGAGACGAUCGUUCAAUCGCCGAUGCAAACACAUCAACGGGAGGACGACUCAUCGAGAGGUUGGAGGAAAUUCAUACUCAUUUUGUGGAAGCCAAUCAAGUCGGAGAGGUGGAAACGACUCGGGAGAAUAAAAUUGGAAAGACGCUACUCGUGUUGAAGAUCUUCCCGCUUGAUAGCAAACAGCCGAUUGACGUCAGAGUUCCGUCAAGCAUGAGAGUUGCCGACCUCAGACUUUUGGUAUAUAAGAGGACUCGUUGGCCGCUGGAUUUUGACAAUUUGGCAUUGCAGCUCGGCGAUGAUGUUCUCUCUACCAAUCAUCUCAUCACAAGUGUGGACGACUCGGAUGAAGUGUCCUCCAUAAUCACCGAUAAGGUUAAUUCAACUUCCAUCCGACCCAUCGUUUGGGAGGCAUCAGUCAUCAGUUGAUC
Messenger RNA from Perkinsus marinus ATCC 50983, 548 nucleotides. RefSeq lists its product as hypothetical. The annotation marks the transcript as partial. Lineage: Eukaryota; Perkinsozoa; Perkinsida; Perkinsidae. The record is from RefSeq and is a predicted model, not a curated record. The transcript has 6 exons.